AUGACUGCUCCCCGUUCAUCAUCACUCCGCGCCCUUCGCGUUCUUUCUCAACAGCCCGUGGCUCCUGCUGCUCGCCGCAGUCUUCACAUCACCGGAGUCCAGUCCGCUCAACCUGCCAACAACGGCGAGAAGACUCUCUCCAACCAUGAAGUCCUGCAAUCUCGUGCCUUCAACAUCGCCAUGCGCAGAAUCAACGGCAGUGCAUUCUCAGAGUAUGUGUCACUCCUAUCUGUCCUAUACUUCCACUACCUCCUUCCAUCUACACAUACUUGCCACUCUCACCCUCCAAAUAAGAAACCAAAACUGACAAAGACCAGCUCUUCCUCCCGCCAGUUCAACACCUCCCGUGCCACAAAAGCCCUGAAUGAUACUUCCACCGUCGACUUCGUCUAUAUGCCCAGAAUGGCCGACCUCGAUGCCGCUCCUCUGCAAUGGGGAGUCCAAGUCCCGGUCCUUCCCGAGCUCCCUUCCAUCCGGGGAGACCACACCCCAUCCGCCCCACCCAUGAAGCCCUUGAUCUACACCGUGGCCGGCACCGGCCCUGACGUCGCCGCCAGCGCAAUGAGCGAGGUUGUCGACAACCACGCCAUCGAUUUCGACCCAUUCUCACUUACCGAGGCCGUUGGCCGCUCACGUGUCGGCGAGGAGAUCCAGCGCCGCUCAAACGGUCACUCCGAGCCCGGUAUCGUGCGUGAGCUUUGGACUGGUUUCCUUGAUGAUGUGAUGGGUCCCAAGGAGAAUCUGCAGCGGAAUUAG
Messenger RNA from Penicillium paradoxum, 756 nucleotides. RefSeq lists its product as uncharacterized. The transcript has a single exon. The coding region runs from base 1 to 756 and encodes 251 amino acids. The record is from RefSeq and is a predicted model, not a curated record. Lineage: Eukaryota; Fungi; Ascomycota; Eurotiomycetes; Eurotiales; Aspergillaceae.